Cicer arietinum (chickpea) is the source of this 4926-nucleotide messenger RNA. The record is from RefSeq and is a predicted model, not a curated record. NCBI's taxonomy places the organism in Eukaryota, Viridiplantae, Streptophyta, Magnoliopsida, Fabales, Fabaceae.
CUUCCUCAUCGUUUUUUCCCUUUCACUUCGAAACAAAGAGAAAAAAAUAAAUUAAAUAGCACAGAAAUAGAAACGAAAAUUAACGAAAUUUCCAAACUCACUUCUCAAUAUUCAUUCUCUCAUUUUCCCCGUUUUCCUCACGAUUUUCUUUCUUAACUCUUACGGAAAAUCGUUUCCCUCCACCGAAUGAAAAAAUUUCCGCACCGUGCGAUAGGUAGGGUUAUUCUUGUAGCGAAAACUCGAAUCUGAAGCUUCUCAGACAUGGCUAUGCUCCGCAAGUUGUUCUUUCGUAAGCCUCCUGAUGGUCUCCUCGAGAUCUGCGAGAGAGUUUACGUUUUUGAUUGCUGUUUCACAACUGAAGCUUGGAAUGAAGAGAAAUAUAAAGUGUACAUGGACGGUAUAGUUGGUCAGCUUAGAGAGAAUGUGCCUGAUGCUUCUAUUUUGGUUUUCAAUUUUCGUGAGGAAGAGACUAAGAGUUUGAUGGCAAAUAUCAUAUCUGAGUACGAUAUUACUAUAAUGGACUAUCCUAGGCACUAUGAAGGUUGCCCUGUGCUCAAAAUGGAGCUCAUUCACCACUUUUUAAGGUCUAGUGAAAGCUGGCUUUCACUUGGUCACCACAAUGUGUUGUUAAUGCAUUGUGAACGUGGUGGUUGGCUGGUUUUGGCUUUCAUGUUGGCUGCAUUGUUGAUUUAUCGAAAGGUUUAUUCUGGGGAACAGAGGACUUUGGAUAUGGUUUAUCGGCAGUCGCCGAACGAGCUUUUGCAUUUGUUGACGCCACUGAAUCCAAUCCCUUCCCAACUGAGGUAUCUGCAGUAUGUUUCCAGGAGGAAUGUGGCCUUAGAUUGGCCUCCGCUCGACAGGGCACUCAUGUUGGACUGCAUCAUUCUCAGAUUCAUCCCAAACUUUGAUGGGCAAGGUGGUUGUCAUCCGCUGUUUAGAAUCUACGGACAGGAUCCUUUUAGUGCAGAUAAAAGUUCUAAAAUAUUAUACUCAACGCCGAGGAGAAGCAAAAAUAUCCGGGCAUACAAGCAGGGGGAGUGUGAACUAAUUAAAAUUGAUAUCAAUUGCCACAUUCAAGGUGAUGUCGUGAUUGAGAGUAUUAACUUGAAUGAUGAUAUGGAGCAUGAAACGAUGAUGUUCCGAGUCAUGUUCAACACAACUUUUGUUAGAUCCAAUAUUUUGAUGCUUAAUUGCGAUGAAAUUGACGUUCUAUGGGAUGCUAAAGACCACUUUCCAAAAGAUUUCAGAGCUGAGAUCCUUUUCUCAGAGAUGGAUGCUGCUGCAUCAGUUAUUGCAGAUGGUACAUCAUGCUUUGAGGAGAAAGAGGGACUUCCGAUUGAAGCAUUUGCCACGGUUCAAGAGAUCUUUAACCAUGUGGACUGGAUGAACCCAAAGGCAGAAGCUGCGUUGAAUGUGCUCCAACAUAUAAGUACCUCUGCUAUCAUGAAUGACAAGUUGGAUAAAGUUUCUGAUCAGCAUGUGGAAACUGCCUCUUCUUUGCGUGAAACAGGUUUUAAAAUGCCUCAGAGGAAUUCCUAUGAAGCAACACAGUCUCGGUCCUCAACUAAGCAACCCCCAAAUAAUGAUAUGAGUGGAAAAGAGGAUAAGACAAACAAAGUAGAUGAUAUUCCACAGCAGGCUAAUACAUCAGAUAUCAUCUGUCAGCAGACAUUCUGCUCAUCUGAAAGAAGAUUGGAUUCCAGUAAAUGUGCAACAGGGUCAUCAAAUAUUGACAUAAAACUGCAGGCAUCCAAUCUCGAUUCAUCUGGUUCAGUUGACGCUUCUCUCUCCCCUGGAACACCUCCUCUGCGGCCUCCAUCGACUGCUCAUGCCAAAGAAGUUCAAGAUUCUCCUGCUCACAAAGAAUCACCUCCUCGUCAUAUUUUGCCUUUACAUUCAGGACAUCAAUCAGAAGACAUAAGUUAUUCACCUGUUUCUAGCUCUACACCUGGGACCCAACUAUUAUCUGCUUUCGACAGCAAGUCACCAGCUGCCACUGUUUCCCGUCCUUCACUUUCAUCAGUUUCUUCAAUUCAGCCAUCCUCCCUGCUUUCUUGCAGAACACCUUUGAAUGGCAUUCAACCUGUCAAAACAAGACUUGAGUCUUCCCCUUCACAACCUCCAACUCCACCCCCUCCUCCUACCCCUCCACUAAAAGAUCACAAAGUAAUUACAGAUGGACCUUUAACCCCAUCCCCACCCCCUCCUCCCAAGAAGGAACUAUUAUCUGCUUUCAACAGUACGUCAACAGCUGCCAAUGUUUCCCAUCCUUCACUCUCAUCAGUUUCUUCAAUUCUGCCAUCCCCCCCACUUUCUUCCAAAACACCUUUGAAUGACAUUCUACCUGACAAAACAAGACUUGAGUCUUCCUCUUCACAACCUCCAACUCCACCCCCUCCACUAAAAGACCACAAAGUAAUUAGAGCUGGACCUCCAACCCCACCCCCUCCUCCAAAGAAGGAACUAUUAUCUGCUUUCCACAGUAAGUCACAAGGUGCCACUGUUUCUCAUCCUCCACUUUCAUCAGUUUCUUCAAUUCAGCCAUCCCCCCCACUUUCUUCCAAAACACCUCUAAAUGACAUUCCACUUGUCAAAACAAAACUUGAGUCUUUCCCAUCACAAUCUCAAACUCCACCCCCUCCACUUAAAGAUCACAAAGUAAUUAGAGCUGGACCUCCAACCCCACCCCCACCCCCUCCCUCACCUCCCAAGAAGGAACUACAUGUUGAAGCUGGACCUCCUCCUACUUCUCCCAUUCCAUCUCCUAUGAAUGAACAGCCACAUGUAAGAGAUGGACUUUCUCCUCCGCCACCUCCUCUAAAAGCGGAGCAACCUGCUACGUUUAAGCCCCCACCACCUCCACCACCACCUCAUCAUUCAAGGGAAGUUGCUAGUCCUACUAUAGCACCACCAGCACCGCCUCCACCUCCCUCUGCAACACUUUCCUCUGGCAACCCUAAUCCUUCAUCAAAAAAGUCUCCACCUGCUCCACCACCUCCAAUUCCUUUUGGUAAAGAAGGUCUAAAACCAGGCAGUGCUUUUCCCAUGUCUCUUUCUGUCAGAAGUGAUGGAAAUAAUGUCUCGGGCACUACAGGACCUCAAUCUAGUUCACCAACAGGACCAAAGGGACGAGGUCUAUCACGUACGGUUGGGUCAAAGAAUAACUCCAAAAAGUUGAAGCCGUUGCAUUGGAUGAAAUUAUCUAGAGCAGUGCAAGGAAGUUUGUGGGACGAGACACAAAAAUCUAGUGAAGCUUCCAAAGCCCCAGAGAUUGAUAUGUCAGAGCUCGAGAGUCUCUUCUCAGCAGCAGCCCCAAGUUCAAACACUGCCAAGAAGUCAAAUGUCCAAAGCUCAGUUAGGCCUAAAUCUGAGAAAGUGCAACUGGUUGAGCAUAGGCGAGCAUAUAAUUGUGAAAUCAUGCUUUCAAAAGUGAAGGUGCCAUUGCGUGAUUUAAUGGGCUCAGUGUUAGCACUAGAAGAGUCAGCGCUAGAUACUGAUCAGGUUGAGAACCUCAUAAAGUUUUGUCCUACGAAAGAGGAGAUGGAAAUAGUCAAGAAUUAUAACGGGGAAAAGGAUAAAUUAGGGAGAUGCGAACAGUUCUUCAUGGAGUUGAUGAAAGUACCACGGGUAGAAUCUAAGCUCAGAGUCUUUUCAUUCAAGAUUCAAUUCCACUCUCAGGUUUCCGAUCUUAGAAAUAGCCUAAAUGUUGUGAACGCUGCUGCAGAAGAGAUCAGGAAUUCUGUCAAAUUAAAGAGAAUAAUGCAAACAAUACUUACUCUAGGAAAUGCUUUGAAUCAAGGAACUGCCAGGGGUUCUGCUAUUGGAUUCAGAUUAGAUAGCCUUCUUAAACUCACGGAGACACGUGCAAGGAACAACAAAAUGACUCUCAUGCAUUAUCUUUGUAAGGUGUUAGAUGACAAAUUACCAGAAGUUUUAGACUUCUCUAAAGAUAUUGCUAACCUAGAACCAGCGGCGAAGAUCCAAUUGAAGUUUCUGGCAGAGGAGAUGCAAGCAAUAAACAAAGGGUUAGAGAAAGUUGUACAAGAGUUAUCCACUUCUGAAAAUGAUGGUCCUAUAUCAGAAACAUUCCGCAAGAAAUUGAAAGUUUUCCUCUGUUCUGCUGAAGCUGAAGUCCGCUCAUUGGCUUCAAUAUAUUCUGGUGUGGGCAGGAACGUGGAUGUGUUGAUUCUUUAUUUUGGUGAAGAUCCAUCUCGCUGUACAUUUGAGCAAGUUGUCACAACUUUGCUCAACUUCACUCGAAUGUUCAACAAAGCCCAUGAAGAAAACUGCAAGCAGCUAGAGCUUGAAAUGAAGAAAACAGCAGAAAGUGAGAAAAAGAAAUGUGAAUCAGAAAGGAUAUUACCAACAGCAAUCCGGACUGGCAAUGUCAAAUAAGUAAUAAUUAGAAGACACUAGCUUUGAGAGUCCGUAUAUAUUCUAGCACGACUAGGAAUUUGACCAGACAAAAAUGGUUCUGGUGUUUGGUUUUUUGGAGGGGCAUGUAUAGUGGCACAUAUCGUAGUAGCUGGCAUUGAGAAAUGAAGAUUUGCAUUACACUGCAAAGCUGAGAUGGUGGAGUUUGCAUGAGUUUUGUUAUCUGCCAACCAACUUGUAUAUAACUUCUCUCUCUGCUCAGAAACUGUAUGAUUGUACGUAUAUAUCCAAGAUACCACGACAUUGGUUGUUACUUUCUCUCUCCCCUUCUGCCCCUCAGUCUUGGGUGUCUCCGCUAGCAACAAUAAUUUCACAGUAGUGCAAAGCUUGGAUAGUUGAAUGUCUUAUUGUAUAGCUUAUUUAUGUAAAAUUCAGAAUUUCUAAUGGAUAAAAGUGUGUCAUUUUCAUUUCUCUUUAAAUAAUAUUGAUACAAAAUGAUAUGUAGUGUUAAGUCUUGCUAUAAGGUUAAUCUACAAGUGGACUAAUUAAUUA